Molecule: messenger RNA, 2852 nt
Organism: Phaeodactylum tricornutum CCAP 1055/1
Lineage: Eukaryota; Bacillariophyta; Bacillariophyceae; Surirellales; Neidiaceae
Exons: 2
Coding region: 40-2556 (838 amino acids)
Cellular component (GO): cytoplasm
Source: RefSeq, a predicted model, not a curated record
CGGCGGUUUAUCGACGAACCGCGAUUCUGAAUCUCGACCAUGGCGACCAGUAUGCCUGGUUCGGGCUCCGGGAAGUGGAGUUCUAACUCAACAAGUACGGAAGAGGACGCUAACACCAACGGUCUCGAAGUGGGAAUGAUGGGAAUGAAUCUCAUGUCGGGCCUCGGCGCGGACUACGCGCCGGACUUGAAGGCCACGAAUUUUUCGAGGUCGCCGCUGGAUGUCCGUGAAGGAAUUUUGUUGCAUCCUCAGGAAGGAACGCAAAGUUCUGUUCGAACGUCCCUUGGAAGCGAGAGGAUUAGUGAAUCGAAAAGAUACGCCAGAUCUGCGGGGCUGGGGGAUACUCCUUCUUCGCCAGUGACUAAACCCGAGCAUAAGACAAACAACUCCACUACUUCUCCGUCCCUAACUCUCACGCCCAAUUCUUCAGUUGACGGGAAUUCAGAUUGGAAUAGUCUGGGAAACAAGGCGUCACCGUUCAACACAGUCGAGGCUCCUGCAAUGCCAUUCCUGCAUACACACAAUAGACGCGACGGACAAAUGAUUGCAAGCUUUGAUCGUACUGAGAACGAGGACGAUGGUCUUCUUGGGCUAGAAGCACUUCGGGAGAGGGCGUAUUCAUCCCCCGGUCAUUUGGCGCAGUCGCCACCGAUUAUGAGGGGUAAUGUUGCCAACCAAAGUACAUCUACUCAGUCGCGCAAUCCCUCGAGAGAUCGACCGCCGCUUUCACACUCUACAUAUGGAGAAGGAAGCUCCAGCUAUGGCGGGGAUCGCAGUGUGGGAGAACGAAGUAUUGGAAGUAUCGGCCAGGUCGCCGGGGACCGCAGCGUGGGUGAUCGGAGUGUUGGUAGUAUCGGACUGUACUCAGGUGAACUUAGUGCUGACAAUGGCAGCGUAGGCAGUCAGGGCCAGUCGAAUCAGACAUCUCGAAAUCAGAAUACUUUUGGUUUUGACGCACACGAUACUCUUGGAUUUGGAGCAAUCGGUCGGACGGAACUGCGUCAGUCGGCCAUAGAAUACGACCCCUCGAGACGGCGUGCCUCGAGCUCGGACACUUUCGGUCAUUUAUCUGGUCGACAUAGCGGACCGUAUACGCAGCCAGUGUCUCAAAAAUUUGCUUCCUUUCCCACGCUCGGUGCUCAUAUUCGCCAUCAGCGUAUGCCGCAAAGUCAGCAUUCUACGUCAUUCGGAGAUUUGCAGAAGCCGCGUCACAUUCGUUCAGUUUCGCAACCUGUUGUUGGCAACCUCAAUGGCUCUCAACUUCCUCCCGGUCUACAAGUUGAUCCGCGCUACUACCAGCAAGCAAACCAAUAUGGAGAGGACAUUUACAAAUCAGGAGUGGCGUCUCGAUCCUCGAGUACUAAUUAUCCUGUCCAGUCUUCUUCGUAUGAAGGGGUGCGAUACCCUCCACAGAAGCAUAGAGGUUCCAUGCCCAACUUACCUGCCGCCUCUCUAUACGGGCCAACUGUGGGCGGUUACCCGCCCUUGCAGCGCCGGGAAUCAGUUGAUUUCUUGUUACAUCCGAAUACACCGCAGCAAAAAGAUGCAGAAGAGAUGCGUGGUUUUGGUCCCAGCGUUAUUUCGCCUAGGCAAAACCAGAUGCAGUACGCUACCCACAAUAGAAUUGGUAGCGACAGCGGAAUGUUUGGUUCUCCCGUCUCCACCGGUGGUGUACCAGUGCGGGGACACAUUUCCGCGCGUCAUCUUAUCCAAAACAACGAAGAUAGUGAACUUGCCCUGGUAGCCGACCAUUUUGGUGAUUCCUCAGCAGACUACCUUCGAGGAAGCUCGAACCCACUUCGUGUUGCUACGCACAGCCAUUCCAUGUCACUAGAUCAAAUGCCCCAACAGUAUCUGGAAGGCUCUCAACAUGUAUCAGCCAUGAAUAUAAAUAUGGCAAUGCCCAAGGUUGUGUACAAUGUGAAGUUCAAAAGAAGCCAGCGUAAUUUUGUUCUUGGGCCAAGAAUUAGUAGAGAUCUAAAGAUUGGUACAUACGUUAAAGUUGAAGCUGAUCGGGGAGAAGAUUUGGGGAUUGUGGUCGGGAUGGUACCAGCAGAGAGAUACAGUUUUUCAAGUCGGUCAUCGUUCUCCUCUGGGGUAGGCCCUGCUCCAAGUAGUAUCGGAUCUUCGAACAUUGCAGACUUGAAGUGCAUCAUUCGACUAGCAACACAUGAUGAAGUUUCCCUUCUAACCAUUAAGCGUGAUGAAGAAGAAGAGCUUCUCAAGAUCUGCAGGGGAAAGGUCCGACAGCGUGGUCUGCCCAUGCAUGUUGUCGACGCUGAGUACCAGUUUGAUCGACAUAAGUUGACCUUCUUUUUCGAGGCCGAAGGUCGUGUCGAUUUUCGGGAACUAGUACGCGAUCUCUUCAGCAUGUACAAGACGCGUAUCUGGAUGCAGCAGCUUGACAAAACAACGUCGACUAGCUCACCCGCCAUGAUGGUCCCCACCAGUCAAAACUUUCAGAUGGACUUUGGUACACCCAUUAUUGCUCCAGUCAGCGAGUUCGCGGACUCCGUCAUGUUUCACGGAGCCUCUGGUACUGAUUUAUCGUAUUGAAAAGCCCAUUGCGAAUAGAGAAAGAUAUACCUAUACAACGAGGCCGAGACAAGUGGUUUGCCCUAUCAAUUACAAUACCACAUGGAUUUUCGGCGAUGAGCGUCUGCGCAUAUUGUGAGGCGCAGAGAGGUUCUUGACACAUCGAUGUUGCACUUAUUUGUUUACAUUUCACACAGCUACUGUGCCGUCUAAGCUAUGCAAUUCGAUUUGCAGCAUUCUGCGCGGCUUCGGCGUUUGUGUUCACUGUCAGACGAGAUAUUCUAUAAAUUAAAGAGACGUAGAGAUUAUUACUUUUG